GCGGCCGCUGCAGCGCCCCCGAGCGCUCCAGCGCUGGGCUACGGCUACCACUUCGGCAACGGCUACUACAGCUGCCGCAUGUCGCACGGCGUGGGCUUACAGCAGAAUGCGCUCAAGUCAUCGCCGCACGCCUCGCUGGGAGGCUUCCCCGUGGAGAAGUACAUGGACGUGUCAGGCCUGGCGAGCAGCAGCGUACCGGCCAACGAGGUGCCAGCGCGAGCCAAGGAAGUAUCCUUCUACCAGGGUUAUACGAGCCCUUACCAGCAUGUGCCCGGCUAUAUCGACAUGGUGUCCACUUUCGGCUCGGGGGAGCCUCGGCACGAGGCCUACAUCUCCAUGGAGGGGUACCAGUCCUGGACGCUGGCUAACGGGUGGAACAGCCAGGUGUACUGCGCCAAGGACCAGCCACAGGGGUCCCACUUUUGGAAAUCUUCCUUUCCAGGGGAUGUGGCUCUAAAUCAGCCAGACAUGUGCGUCUACCGAAGAGGGAGGAAGAAGAGAGUGCCUUACACCAAACUGCAGCUCAAAGAACUGGAGAAUGAGUAUGCCAUUAACAAGUUCAUUAACAAGGACAAGCGGCGGCGUAUCUCGGCUGCUACGAACCUAUCUGAGAGACAAGUGACCAUUUGGUUUCAGAACCGAAGAGUGAAGGACAAGAAAAUUGUCUCCAAGCUCAAAGAUACUGUCUCCUGAUGUGGUCCAGGUUGGCCACAGACAGUUUAGAAGUCAUUCGGUUGUCUCCAAAAGGCCUUUGGAAAGACUUGAAUAUGUAUUUAAUUCCUCCCACCCCCUGCCAAUGGUGGCAAAUUUUGUGAAUUGUUUUUCUCUCUUCCCCUUAUCUGGCUCUAAAACCUUCUGCUGCCCAGCCUGACUGUGUAGUUCUGAUUUUUACUUGUUUAUUAUUGGUUUUGUUUUUGACUAGGAUUUUUUUAUAUCUGUUUUAAAUGUUCUGUUUCUCCCUCUAGGCCAGUAUAAAGGGACUUGAAGUAUUUUUUAAUUAUCCCCCCCAAAAUGAAUUUCAGAAGCGCCAUUCUGAUUUAAGGUUUCGGGUUUUUUUUAAUUACUUGAUUUGUUCGUUCCCAGCACUGAUUAUCUUCAUAAUCCAUUAGGACAGAAUGGUUUUCAAUCAUUCAUAUCCUGUAAUUAGUUAAUUGAAUCAUUAGCUCUCAGCAGUUGCCCUGAGGCAAGUGGAAAGGCAGGCAGUGCUCUGGGGUCACCAGGAAAGUCUAAAAACAGGAGGCUGAAGGUACUGUGAUGGCUUUAAAUGUGGCCACCUUAUCAAAUAGGGUUUGUAUCAAUAUUGAAAUGAAGACGAUCUUUCCAACUUUGGGUGUUUUGCUUGCUGUUUUAAUUGUAUAUUUUUAACAUUUUGUAGGUUUGUGUUUUCAUUUUAAUUUGAAACUCAUGUGUCCUCAUGGAUCGUGGAUGCCUUCAUUUCUUGAGCUCUCAAUGCAUAUAUUUCAAUGGCUGCAAUCAGUAGAGUGACCCACGGAUGGCAUAAAUGCACCUCCUUCUCUUGGCCUUGAAUCUAUGGGUCUGGGAUUGUGGCUAUCUCCUCAAUCCUCAAAAAGAGGCUGAAUGAAUGUGGCCAUGGGUGGGAACUUACAUACAGAACCCACUGAAGAACCUGACUGUCUGAAUAAAUGCAUUGGGCCUCUCAUGGAGCUGUAAAGCGUCCAACAAAUAUGAAAAAUGUGAAGUUCCAAGGUCCAAGAAGAAAAAUAAUGAUGUUUCUGAAAGUGAUGAUAAAUAAUUACUUUUAAAGUGCUGCAUAUUUAUACAAUUGAGAGAUUAUUUUUGUAGAUGUAAUGUCUGUGAGCUGGGAUACAUAGGCAGUGCUUCAGGCAUUUAAAAAUCACUUUUUACUCCUAGGGAGAUGCCAAUAAGCAGAACUCUCUUGUUUC
Messenger RNA from Mandrillus leucophaeus (drill), 1904 nucleotides. It is a transcript of the gene HOXD13, whose product is annotated as homeobox D13. The record is from RefSeq and is a predicted model, not a curated record. The transcript has 2 exons. Gene Ontology annotation, biological process: regulation of transcription by RNA polymerase II. Gene Ontology annotation, molecular function: DNA-binding transcription factor activity, RNA polymerase II-specific; RNA polymerase II cis-regulatory region sequence-specific DNA binding. Lineage: Eukaryota; Metazoa; Chordata; Mammalia; Primates; Cercopithecidae. Bases 79 to 693 code for a protein of 204 amino acids.